AUGGGGGCAAGGAUGCUUCUACAGAUUGCUGUGGGCCUGGCCUUGCUCAAGGUCCUCCAUGCUACAGCACCCACUGGCCAGGUGUUCAUCACAGCUUUCAUGCAAAACUACAAAUUGGACUAUUCUGAAGCUCAGUUCCAGCUUUUUAUCUCAGGUCACUUACCUUCCACCCUUGUCUCCGUUUGGAUCUGCAAACUCUAUCAGAUGAGUAAGCUGACCAUCUUUCGGGGUCAGACUGCAGUGGUGAAGAUUCCAACUUAUCUGGAGAUGGGUGGCACUGCUAAAUUGUGCAAGACAGUCAUGGUGAAAUCAAGUGGCCAUGUCACCGUGUUGGCCUUCAGCUCAAAGAAGAAUUCAGCUGACACUAUGGUUGUCUACCCUGUCAAUCAGCUAGGAGUGGAAUACUAUGUCCUCACACCUCUGGGAGAGUUUCCAAACACAUACAAGGAAUUCUCUGUCAUUGCAUGGGAAAAGCAAACAAAAGUGGAAAUCCACCUCAAGGGUAAGGUGAGUUUUCGGAAGAAGACCUAUCCAGCAGGUAGCAAGCUGAAUGUUGUUCUUUCACCCUAUGAAGCCAUUCAGCUCCAGAGCCUUGAAGAUCUCUCUGGCACUUUCAUCAAAUCAGAGAAGCCUGUGGCAGUGCUGAGUGGGCAUACUUGUGCCCAAAAGAAUACCCACUGCAAUCAUGUGAUGGAACAACUGUUGCCAGUGCCUAUCUGGGGCCGGGUCUUCAUUAUUCCCCCACUGUCCUUCCAGAUGAAUUUUGACCUUGCAUAUGUAGUUGCUUCCCAGACCACCUCACUCACUUGUGUCUCUGGUGGAUUGCAUAGAAACUACAACCUUGUGGCUGGGCAGGUGCUUCAGCUGAAAGUCACCCAUUCUAGUCCCAUCUAUAUCACAGCCAACGUUGGCAUCCAGGUCUUCCUCUUCUGCACCGGUGGUAUCCAUUCUCAUCUCAAUUUUGACCCCUACUUCAUUAGUAUCCCUGACACAUCCAGGUAUUGUAGACACUACUCUGUUAAGGAACAGGUAAACUUUGAGAAUUAUGUGCACAUCAUUGCAAAGACCACUGCCAUCGGUGGUAUCACAAUAGACAAACACUCAUUGGGUGUUGUUUCUUGGAGACCGAUUCCAGGAACAGAAUAUUCCUGGAGUGAAUAUUACCUUGGGGAGGAAGGAACAAGUCAUGAACUAUUUGAUCCAGUUAACCACUUUGGUGUGCUAAGUUUUGGCCUUGCUGAGAGGAAUGCCUACGGUUCAGCCGGACUCUGCAAAACAGACCUACAGCAUUUCCCACCAUCUUCCUGUCGCUCCAUUCGGUGCCAGAAGAAUCAUUUUUGCCAGAUGAUUAAUGACAAACCAAUAUGCAUGUCCAGCUCUACAGCCACCUGCAGGGCCCAGGGCGACCCUCACUACCAGACUUUUGAUAAGCGGCAAUACAACUUCAUGGGCACUUGCACCUACACCAUGGCCAAGACCUGUGGGCCGGAUGCAACUUUCCCAGCCUUCCAUAUCACAGCCAAAAAUGAGAAGCGGGGCACUCAGAGUGUGUCCUAUGUUGGGCUGGUGAUGGUCCAGGUUUAUGGUUAUAACAUAAGCGUGGCCAGAAGCGAAUAUGGCCUAGUCAGGGUGAAUAAUCAGCGGUCCCGGCUGCCCAUCUCCCUGCAUGAUGGGAGACUGAGGCUCUACCAGAGAGGGACCUCUGUCUUCGUUGCAACUGACUUUUCCCUGUGGGUCUCCUAUGACUGGAACAGCCAGCUGUUGGUGAAGAUCUCCAGAAGCUUCUCUGAGAAAAUCUGUGGUCUGUGUGGUAACUACAAUGGGAACCCCACCGAUGAUUUUAGGACCCCAAGUGGGUCUUUGGCCCUCAGCCCUGAAGAAUUCGGAAAGAGCUGGAAGGUGGAGGAUGGAGACAAGCUCUGCUGGAGUGAUUGCCGUGGAGAAUGCAGCGAGGUCACCACGAAUAUGCUGAAGAAAUACAAAGCGGAACCUUUCUGUGGCUGGAUCAGCAAGAGAAAGAACGGUCCAUUUAGCCAAUGUCACCCCCUUGUUGAUCCCAAGAUCUUUCUUGAAAACUGUGCCUAUGACCUGUACAUCUAUAAAGGCCACCAAGAGGUGUUAUGCCAAGCACUGAAGAGCUACGCUGAUGCCUGCCAGAGUGAAGGCGCAACCUUAUCAGAUUGGAGGAGACUUACAGGCUGCUCUCUGUCCUGCCCUGAGAACAGCCAAUACAUGCUCUGUGGCUCGGCCUGUCCUGCCACUUGCAACAACCAAGCUCUUCCUCCCGACUGCAACUCUUCGCAGUGCAUGGAGACCUGCGAGUGUAAUGAGGGCUUUGUGUUGGACGCUGGGCAAUGCAUCCCACAGGCUGCCUGUGGGUGUCUCUUUGAAGACCGCCUCUUAUCUCCCAAUGAGCAGUUCUGGGGGGACAGCACCUGCACGAGGCACUGCAUCUGUGACCCGCGAAGCAGGCAAGUGCAAUGCCAGCCUGCCAGCUGCAAGGAUGGGCAACAAUGCAAAGUGGAGAAUGGCUUACAGGACUGCUAUCCAACAGACUACGCCAAGUGCUCUGCCUUUGGAUACUCUCAUUAUCACAGCUUUGAUGGGCAGAGUUUUAACUUCCAGGGCACCUGUCUCUACACAUUAACAGGACUCAGCAAGAAGAGCCAAGGUUUGAUUGACUUCCAGGUCUUGGUCCAGAAUGCAGGCCAAGUGGGUGGACCCAUAUCCCUCAACAAGCUGGUCAAGGUUCAGGUCUAUGGCCUGGAGAUAUUGGUCAGCUGGGCUUAUCGUGGAAGAGUCAUGGUGAAUGGCUUGCUGACCAACUUGCCCUACAAGAGGGGCCUGGACCAAAUCCUCAUCUACCAGAAAGGCUGGCAUGCUGUGAUUCGAACUGAUUUUGACGUCACCAUCACCUUUGACUGGCAAAGUCACGUUACAGUCACUGUGCCCAACACCUACAAAGAUGCUCUUGGAGGUCUCUGCAGCAACUUCAAUGGACACAGACAAGAUGACUUGAUCUCCAGGGAUGCCAUGCCAGCAGCAAAUCCAACAGCCCUUGGUCAGCGCUGGAAGGUCGCAGAAUCGCCAGGAUGUAGAGAGUUGAACCCAAAGGUGUGUCCAGACUUCCAAAGAGUUGCUCAGCAUCAGCGAAGCACCAGUGUGGAAUGUGGAGUCCUUGUGGACAAGAGGGGCCCAUUCAGGGGGUGCCAUGGCACAAUCAACCCGGAAGUGUUCUUCCUGGACUGCGUGUAUGAUUACUGUACUUACGGUGGCCGGCAAGCUGUGCUGGUGCAUGUCGUUGCUGCGUAUGUUGCAGCCUGUCAAGCCAUGCAGGUGACCAUAUACGCCUGGAGGGACCACCUACUUUGGAAGCCAACCUGUCUCCAGAACAGCCACUACGAACUCUGCACUGAAAGCUGCCAGCAGGCUUGCAGUAGCCUCCAUUGGCCUUUGCUGUGCUCUACACACUGCACGGAAGGGUGUUUCUGCGACAAAGGCUUCAUGCUCAGCGGAGACCGUUGUGUCCCCAUGGAUCAGUGUGGCUGCAUGUACCAAGGCCAAUACUAUUUGGCUGGGGAAACCUUCUUCCCAACCAGCAAAUGCAACCUGGAAUGUGUGUGCCAAGUUGGUGGAGCUGUGACAUGCAAGGAAUUCUCCUGUGGUCCCUACGAGGAGUGCAGGGUUGUGGACGGGACCCGGAAAUGCCACCCAGUUGGUUUGGCCACAUGCACUGCCUAUGGCGAUCCCCAUUACAUCUCCUUUGAUGGAGUCCGCUUUGAUUUCCAGGGCACCUGCACCUACAUCCUUGCCAAGGCUGUCCUCACAGGCAAGAGGGACCUGACUCCUUUUACUGUCAUGCAGGAAAAUGAGACCUGGAAGAAGAAGAACGUAUCAGUCACAAAGAUGGUGUCUGUGGAGGCCUAUGGCAACACAGUGGCCUUGCUGCAGAAGAAAAAGGGAGUGGUCAAGGUGAAUGGCAUAUUCCAGUCUCUCCCCGUAGUCCUUUCUGAUGGGCGUCUCACAGCCUAUCAGCAGGGCACUAACGUCCUGAUCAAGACAGAGUUUGGCCUUCUUGUGAGUUACAAUCUUGUUUACCGUGUGACAAUCACCAUUCCAAGCAAAUACAGGGGCCAUGUAGAAGGCCUCUGUGGGAACUACAAUGAGCAAAAGAAGGAUGAGUUUCUCCUUCAGGAUGGCACACUGGCUUCGGAUGCAGCUGCCUUUGGCGCUGCCUGGAAGGUUCCAGUCCCUGGAGCAGAAGGAUCCUGCUCCGACGGGUGCUCUGGGAGCAGCUGCCCAGUCUGCGAGGAGAGGAAGAAGGCCAUCUUCAAACAGCGCAACUACUGUGGGAUCCUCACCGCCUCGGAUGGCCCCUUCAGGGCUUGCCACAGCAAGGUGGACCCCAGUGUGUACUUUGACAACUGCAUCUACGAUGUGUGCCUGGGCAAUGGGGAGAGCCUGAUCUUGUGCCAGAGCAUCCAGAGCUACGUGUCCACCUGCCAAGAGGCUGGGGUCUCUGUGGAACCCUGGAGGAACCCAUCCUUCUGCCCUCUGCAUUGCCCAGCCAACAGCCACUACCAGCUCUGUGCCGACCUCUGCUCCACCAGCUGCGCCAAGAUCACGGACCCCCAGCCAUGUCCGGAGACGUGCACUGAGGGCUGCCAGUGCGACGACGGCUUCUUCUUUGACGGUCUCGGCUGCGUUCACGCAGAAAGCUGCGGUUGCUUCCACAACGGACGCUACUACAAGCCCAAUGAGACGGUUCUGCUGAAUAACUGCCAAGAGAGCUGCCGCUGCAUCCCAAGCCAAGGAGUAACUUGUGAAGCCCACAGCUGUGCCCGUGAUGAGACCUGCAAGAUCCAGGAUGGAGUCCUGGGUUGCUUUCAUAAGGAUCCGUGUAAGGCCUUGCACUGUCGACAGCAGGAAACAUGCAAAAUUGAGAAUGGACUGGCCAAAUGUGUCCCCAACUUCAACGGAAGCUGCUGGGGCUGGGGGGAUCCACACUACCACACCUUUGACGGAAUGGACUUCGAUUUCCAGGGCACCUGCUCUUACACCAUUGCCAAGUACUGUGGAAGCGACCCUACAUUGGUUCCUUUCACCAUAGUUGAGAAGAACGACAACAGGGGCAACCAGGCCGUGUCCUAUGUGAGCCUGGCCAACAUCUUUGUCUAUGGGUACAAGAUCUCCAUCUACAAGCAGGAAGUUGGAAGAAUCAGGUUAAAUGAUGCCAUUUUCAGCCUGCCGUUGACUCUUGAAGAGGGAAAGAUCCGACUGUUCCAGAGCGGCCCCAGUGCUGUCCUGCAAACCGAGUUCGGCCUCCAAGUGACGUAUGACUGGAAGUGGCACCUGGUGAUCACCCUCCCCAGCAGCUACUACAAUGCCAUGUGUGGCCUAUGUGGCAAUUUCAACCGGGACCCAAGGGAUGACAUGGCCCUUCCCAAUGGGACCAUGGUGUCCUCCGUCACAAGCUGGGCCAGCAGCUGGAGAGUCAAGGACCGAGACCCCUUCUGCUGGGAUUCCUGCCAGGGCAACUGCCCAACCUGUGAUGAGAGCAAGAAGGAACUGUAUGGAAGCAACGCGCACUGCGGAAUCAUCAGGAAUGCCUCAGCUGGGCCCUUCAGAGAAUGCCAUGCCAAAGUGAACCCAGAUGACUUCUUUGACAGCUGCAUUUACGAUGUGUGCUUGAAUGGUGGGGCCCAGGGCUUCCUCUGCCAGGCACUGGAGGCCUACGCAAAAACCUGCAGGAAAGCAGGUGCCCUGAUCUACGACUGGAGGACCCCAUCUGGCUGUGCUUUGCAGUGUCCCGAGAACAGCCACUACGAGUUCUGUGGGAAUGCCUGCCCGGCCAGCUGUUCGGACCGCACGGCUCCCUCCACCUGCCAGGAGCCCUGUGUGGAGACCUGCCAGUGCGACGAGGGCUACGUCCUCAGCGCCGACAAGUGUGUGCCCACAGGCAGCUGUGGCUGCACCUACAAUGGCUUCUACUACAAGCCCGGGGAGGAAUUCUGGGCUGGUGGGAACUGUGGUUCCCGCUGCACGUGUGAUUCCACUCUGGGGAUAGUGGUCUGCAAGCCAGCCAGUUGCCAAGCUAAUGAGCAAUGCGCUCUGGUCAACGGGGUCUGGGGCUGUCACCCCGUCAGCUAUGCUACGUGUUCAGCAUCUGGAGACCUUCACUACACAAGCUUUGAUGGAAGGAGGUAUGAUUUCAUGGGAACCUGUAUCUACCAGCUGGUAGGACUUUGCUCUGAUGACCCGACUCUCAAGCCUUUCACUAUCAAUGUGGAGAACAAUAACCGAGGCAACAAGAAGGUGUCCUACACAAAAGUGGUAACAGUGGAGGCCUACAAUCUGAGCAUUGUGCUGAGCCAGGAGCAUCCACGUAGGAUCCAGGUCAAUGGCGCUUUUGCAAACCUGCCUUUCUACCAUGGGGACAAGAUAAAGGCUUACCUCCAUGGAAUGGAGGUGUUCAUCCAGACUGAUUUUGAUGUGACGGUGGUCUUUGACUGGAAGAGUUACGUCAGAGUCAUGGUGCCCAGCACUUACACCAAUGCUGUGUGUGGUCUCUGUGGCAACAAUAACCGGGACCCGAAGGAUGACUUUGCCAUGAAGGAUGGCAGCCAGGCACCGAGUGCAUCUCAAUUUGCCGAGAGCUGGAAGGUGGCUGAGGUCCCUGGUUGCUCAGUGGGCUGCACUGACGACUGCCCAGCCUGUGGAGAUGCCCAGAAGGAAGCCUAUGAGGGUGAGCAAUACUGCGGCAUCCUCAUCAAAAAGGAUGGGCCAUUCCGGCAAUGCCACGGGACCAUUGACCCAACACCCUACUUCAUUGACUGUGUCUUUGAUACCUGCCAGUACCAUGGUCAGCAUGAUGCUCUGUGCCGUGCCAUCAGCGUUUAUGUGGCUGCCUGCCAAGCCUUGGGCGUUCAGAUUGGACCAUGGAGAACAGACUCUUUCUGCAGCCCUGCCUGUUGGCUGAACUCUCACUAUGAGCUCUGCGGAAAUGGCUGCCCUGUCACUUGCCAUGGGCUCUCUGCUCCAGCCGGCUGCGUGGCCUCAUGCAAAGAGGGCUGCUAUUGCGAUGCUGGGUUCGUCCUGAGUGGGGACCAGUGCGUUCCUCUGGGUGACUGUGGCUGUAUGCACCAGGGGAAGUACUACAAGAAGGGAGAGUACUUCUACCCCAGCUCCUCCUGCCAGGAGCAAUGCCAGUGCACUGAGAAUGGGGUUGUUGAAUGCCAGGAAACCUCCUGUGGUCCCCACGAAGAAUGCAAGGUGCAGGAUGGCAUCCAAGGCUGCCAUCCAGUGGGCUGUGGCAACUGCCGUGUGGCCGCAGGUUCCCAUUACUUGACCUUUGAUGGCCGGGCCUACGACUUCCACGGUACCUGCUUGUAUGCCUUAAGUACAGUUGCCGGCAAGGAUUCUCGGUUAGCAAACUUCUCUGUGCUUGUGGAGAAUGACAGGUCCCUGACAAAGUCUGUUGUGGUCUCAGUUCAUGGCUACACUGUCGUCAUUGAGAAGGGAAUGAAGUGGCAGGUCAAGGUGAACGGGGAACGUUACACCUUGCCAAUGACUACCAGUGCUGGGAGACUCUGGGCCAACCAGGAAGGGAGCAACAUCAUCGUUCAGUCUGACUUCGGCCUCAAAGUCCUUUAUGAUUCCUCCUCCUAUGUCCUCGUGUUUGUGCCCAGCACCUACCAGGGGCAUGUCGGGGGCUUGUGCGGUAAUUUCAAUAAGGACAAAACAGAUGACUUCACUCUGCCCAGUGGAGAAAGCACACAGAACGUUGACCAAUUUGGUGCUUCAUGGAAGGUUCCCCUGGAGGGAACAGGCUGUUCAGAUGGCUGUGGUGAGAAAUGCCCUGUCUGUGGGUCACAGCAGACAGCGCCAUACACUCCCAAGAGCUCCUGCGGAAUGAUCCAAGCCAUGUCAGGCCCAUUCAAAGGCUGCCAUGCCUUCGUGGAUCCUGCAGAGUACUUUGGCCACUGCCUCUACGAUAUGUGUGCUUCCAACGGUGCCAUGGAGUCCCUCUGUCGGAGCCUUCAGGCAUACGUGGCGGCCUGCCAAGCUGCUGGUGCUACCAUCGAGGCCUGGAGAAAUAGCAGCUUCUGCCCUCUCACCUGCCCGUCCAACAGCCAUUACAGUCUGUGUACCAGGACUUGUGAUUUCACCUGCACCAGUUUGUCUACAUCAGGGCAGUGCACAGAGAAAUGCUUUGAAGGCUGCCAGUGUGACAGCAGCUAUCUGUUUGAUGGCAACAGAUGUGUGGCGAUGGAGGACUGCGGCUGUGUGUAUGAUGGAAGAUACAUCAAGGCUGGAGAAAGUCUUGUCUUGGAAGGCUGUCUGAGGAAGUGCACUUGUCGCGCAUCAGGCCGGCUCACCUGCGAGGACACCAGCUGCCAGCUAGGGGAGAUAUGCGCCAUCCAUGAUGGUGUGCGUGGCUGCAGGGGUCCCGAGGGCGAGUGUGCCCUCACCCCUGGUGCACGGCUGGUCUCCUUCGAUGGUGUCUCCGGGGAGAUCCUCCACAAGGGGGUGUAUGACGUGGCUUCCCUUUGCAACGAGAGUGACCCCUUUUGGUUCAGGAUCGUGGCAGUAGUCCAGGAAUGCAACGAUUGGGAUUUGCCAGCAGUAUCAACCAUACACAUAUUUUUCCAAGGAGGCUUCAUCACUGUUAGGAGGAACAGGGAGACAUGGAUAAAUGGCCACAGCAUGGCCCUCCCAGCCAAGGCCACUGAUGAUGUCUCAGUGAGACUCUCUGAGGAUGGAGUCGUGGUUGAGUUGGCCUCCAAAGUCAAGGUGCUCCUCUGGUCCACUGGGAAAGUGCUGGUGCAAGCCAGUGGCAAUCUGGCAGGAAUGUUGUGUGCCUCCUGUGGGAACUUUAAUGGAAAUAGUGCCGAUGAUCUUCAACUGCCCAAUGGGGAGAUAGCAGGAAGCAUCUCUGUGGUCAUUGAAGCCUGGAAGUCCAUGGACUUCUCUGGCUGGUGA
Molecule: messenger RNA, 8982 nt
Organism: Varanus komodoensis (Komodo dragon)
Lineage: Eukaryota; Metazoa; Chordata; Lepidosauria; Squamata; Varanidae
Gene: FCGBP
Product: Fc fragment of IgG binding protein
Exons: 19
Coding region: 1-8982 (2993 amino acids)
Molecular function (GO): protein binding
Source: RefSeq, a predicted model, not a curated record